AUGUCUGCUUGGGAGAAGACCCUACGGCCUUCUACCCCUAACACGGCGUUGCGAGCUAGGGCAGCGGGAUUCCACGUAUCGGGCAACUCAGCACCUAUUCCUGUGUACGACGCCCUAAGGGACCGCAACCUCGACGAUUUCUGGGCGUCCCCUGCUACUCGUGCCCACUUCCACAACAUGGGCCUGAUGGCUGACGAUGGUAGCCUCAUAUCAAUGGUCGAGUACCGUCAAAAGCUCUACGUUGUGGAAAGGGAGAUGGACCGAGCGGAACAGCUUAGGGAACGCAUGGCGUACAGGAAGCAGCAAAUGGAAAUUUAUCAAAUGGCCCGAAGAAAAAGUGAGAUUAUGAAGGCAAGAAGAGCUCAGGAAAUACGUGAGCUUAAGACGGAGAGAAUAUCUGCUCGGGAGGCGGCCAGGCCUGGCUCCCACCACCACCAUUGUUUGGUUGCUCACAAGCAGCUCGGGGGGCCUGCACUCUGUGGAGAGUGCAUGGGUAUCGCCUUGGCGUUCCCAAGGAAUAAUACUAUCAAUAUGUAG
This is a messenger RNA of Perkinsus marinus ATCC 50983, 537 nucleotides long. RefSeq lists its product as hypothetical. The transcript is spliced from 6 exons. The coding region runs from base 1 to 537 and encodes 178 amino acids. The record is from RefSeq and is a predicted model, not a curated record. Lineage: Eukaryota; Perkinsozoa; Perkinsida; Perkinsidae.